UCCAAACCUACAGAUUUGAAAUCUCGGCCGGGCAGAGACAGAGACCGGAGCUCCUGCCCAGCAUCUUUCCAGAAAGCCUGGCAGAGGGAAGGACAAUGGAGCCAGACCAAGUCCUUCAGCCACCAGCUGAGCCAGUCUGUGCUGUCGCUGGUAUGAUGGUGUAUCUCCUCUCAGUCGAGUCAGAUCAAUAAUGCUUGACCUAUUUGGGAUACCAGAAAAGAGUCUCUUUACGAACGUCCCCGGGUGCUGCAGGGUCAAUGGCAAAACAAGGCUCAACAAACUGAAGAAUUUCCCAGUGGCCAAAAGUAAAUGUAAUUGUUUUUGUAUAAAUCCCACUGUGUACUCAGAUACUCACACAGUACUUUUUGUUUUUUUUCCCAACAGAGCCUCAACUAGGUCACCAGGGGGACGAUAUUGAUUUUCCUCACGACACAGGCAGGGGGCAGAACACGCAGCAACACUGCCGGGGAUGUCCUCUGACUUCAAAUGUCUUCGGGUCACACCAGGUUCCACAAGAACGAGCUCAGGAAGCUCCUCCUGUUGGUGUGACGGUGAACAACACUCGUUUUAGCCUGGGAUCUCCUGUUGCCCGGUGCCUUUCUCUCCUCCUUUAUACUUUUAUCCUGUGUGUGGAAGAAUGCCCGUAUGACCCCCACCACCAUCAUUACCCCCGAGGCCCUGGGGCAUUCAUCACUGUGGAUCCCCUCAUUUACCCUUCCCCUCCCCACCUUUUACCCAGAAACCCAAUUACCUCCUCCUCCUCAUCCUCCCCCCUUUUGUUUUUUUCUCCCCUGUAUCACAGCCUUAAACAAAGCUGCUGGCUUGUUUUGACGGCGUCAGAUGCCACACACACACAGAUUAUUAUCAGUUUCAAAACAUAAUCUCAGAAGGCUCCCCUCGUGGAGAGAGGCCCCCCGCAGGACGUUUAUCUCCCUCAUAAAAAUAAUGACCGGAAUACAGAAGAAGUGGCCACAGUGGGAGCAGAGCCCAGUGAGACUCCACACUUUCAGAUGAAUAGUGAAGGACAGAGAGCUUUGGGAAAGGGGGAGGAAAAGAGGGAGGAAAGUGACGUAAAAGAGGAGGGGGCUGCACGGUGAAAGAAGUGGCAGAAGUGUCGGGAAGUGGGGGAAGAAGAGGAAGAAAAAGAGGCUCGGGGGUUACAGAUGGUAGAAAACAGAAGAGUGUGAUGCUAACUGAUGGUUAACACGUGGAGACGAAGGCUGAGGAUCAGCUGGGAAAAAAAAAUAAGAAUGUGGAAGUGCGAAAGGAAAAAAAUAACAGGUGCCAAGAGGACAAAGAGUUUACCGUAUAAAAUAUUCCCAGAGUGGAAGAAAACUAAGAACACCGAAACGGAGUGUUGAGGGAGAAGUUGUGGAAAGUUUGAGAAAGGGAAGGAAGGAGGGGAGUAAGAGAAGAGAAGAGAGGGGAGGACAUGCAUCUGUUAGUGUUUUCAAAAAGAGGCAGAGAAUGGAGGAGAGGUUUAUUUAUUUUUUGGGAGAAUCUAGAAGGAGGUGAAGACGCUGUCUUUUACUCGUGCAGGAAAUAAAACGAAGCUUUAAGGAGUUAUCAGAGGGACUGUUAUUUUCCCGUUCCAACUUUGGAAUACAAGGAGAGAGGGAAGGGUUUUAGGUUGAUGUCAUGGAGUGUGGAGAUGAAUUUAUAAUAAGGAAAGAAGAACCAAUAAACAAGGAACGGUUUGGAAGACAGGGAAGAGGAAAUGAAUGGCAAAAAAGAGGAGGAAACUGGGAAGGCAGGAGUUUGAAAGUAAACUCUGGAAUUUCAGGAGGAGGAAAAAAGACGUAAAAAGGGUUUUCGACAAUGAUGGAGAGAGGAGGAGGAAAAGGCGGAGAUGUCUUGGGAACAUAAGAAAGGGUUGGGAAGAGGAGGAGGAAAGAUGGAGUUGGCACCGACACCCCUUACCCUCCCUCCCUCCCUCUCUCUCUCUCUCUCUCCUACUCUACUCUCCUCCUCCUUUCUUUUCAGAUGAUGAGCAGGAGAAAUCCGCUGAGCGCACUGCACUCCACGCUGUGCGUCCACGUCCUUCUCCAGCCACGAAGUGCCCAAACGCACCGCACCUUUCCGCGUCCGAACUAAACCGAACCGAACCAGGUCGGUGCGUAAAACUCCCCCUCCGCCCCCCCAGCCUCUUGUCUUGUCUGCACCACCAUCAUCACUCCCACCUCCUCCACGCGGACCAUUUCUGACCGCCGCUGUGUGGAGAUGGAGCCGUGAAUCCUCCCUCUGGACCAGACCGGACUGGACUUGACUGAGCGCGUGAACCACAAGGAGACAGCGGGAGGCGGCUAUGGAGGAGCAGCUGAGGGAGGCUGGAGUCUAGAUCACACAUCAAAUCAACGGGACACGAAUAAGGGACACCGAUCGAUCCACCUUUUUCUUCAAACUUGAUCGUUGCUUUUUUUCACCGUAUCAUCUGAAUCUGAUCGCCGCUGGAAGGAUGCGGAGGACGGAGGCGAGCGUUUGCUCUGGAUGCUGGAGACCAUCGCUGCUGCUGCUGCCGCUGCUGCUGCUCAUGUCCUGCGUCCUGGCUCAGCACCUGGUCCAGGGGGACGUUGCUGGGACCAAUGUGACUGAACUGGACAAUGCAGCCAAUCUCACUUCCCUCCUUAAAGAAGAGGAAGGGCCCGCCAGGGUCGAUGACAUCAUCACCACUGUAACACAGACCAGCAGCUCCUCCACUCCUGAAGUGAUCACCACUGUGACCCCACGGGCAGGUCGUAUCCCUCGCACUAGUGAUGAGGAGCAGAGCAGCGGGAUGUUUGGAGAAUCGAUGAUUCCUGCCGUGCAGGAAGUUGAGAUUGCCGCUCCCCCACAGCUCAUUCCAGAUUCUGCUGAAACUGAUCUCCUGCUGCCGAGUGUUCCGCGUAAACCAGAUCUCUCAGAGAGUGAGGAAGAAAUAGGUGAGGGGGAAAAGGGUCUGCCCAGCACUGACCCACCAUGGAUCCAAGCCAAAGACACAGCCGUGUUUGAUCUAGACCAUCUCUUCACCACCAUUGACCCUCCCCCAUCCACCACCACCACAACCACCACCACCACCACCACCACCACCACUACUCCCAACCCUGACCUUGUCCAUGUGGACUACAUUGACCAAUCGCCUCGGGGACGCAACCUGGACCUAGCCCCACCCUCUCCUUCAUCACUGGCCCAUGAGCUUCAGGGUGGUGACCCAACCUCCUGGGCAAUGCCUGAUAACUAUGACUACCUCACGCCCUACGAUGACGGUAUAUCCCCCUCUCCUGACGAGUAUUCAUACAGCACCACGACUGAGACCUAUGAGAGCGACGAUGACAUUCGACUGCUGGCUGGGGCUCCAGAUCGCACCAAGCCUCGAUCUCCAGGGUCUGGUCCUAUUAACGUAGGGGCAGCCUUACCCGGUGUGGGAGCUCCGGCAACAAGCGAUCCUGUCGCUCCUCCUCCUGUGCCGGCACCAGUGGAUGGGUCGGAUGGGCUGGACGGAUGUCGUGUGGGCUACCAGAUUGUCAACGGAACCUGCCGUUCUCCCUGUGACAUGCUGCCCAACUACUGUUUCAACAGCGGCCAGUGUUACCUGCUGGAUGGUGUAGGAGUCUUCUGCAGAUGUAAUGUCCAGGAUUACAUCUGGCACAAAGGUGCCCGCUGUGAGUCAGUGGUGACGGAGUUCCAGGUGAUGUGUCUGGCCGUGGGCGCCUCAGCUCUGGUGGUCCUGCUGCUCUUCAUGAUCAUCGUCUGCUUUGCCAAGAAGCUCCACGUACUCAAGACGGAGAACAAGAAGUUGCGUAAACGCAGCAGUAAGUACCGGCCUUCAUCGGAGCAGCACAAUGAUAAUUUCUCGCUGUCCACCAUCGCUGAGGGCUCCCACCCAAAUAAAACCAUGAGCAGAUACACCUGGGAGUGUAAGACCAAAGAGGAGUCCGACUGUGAGGACGAUCCUAAUUCCCAGAACAAGCUGGAGGAUCCGGUGAAGGCCCCGCCCAAGGAGGAUGACUCCCUCAACAUCCACAACUCCCUGACCCCCAAACACGAGAACCACAAGCUCCUGGGCGAGGAGAACUCCUCGGAGGUAAACUCACUGCAGAACAACAUGAUGUGAAAACACACAAACGGAAAAUUCCUGAGCAACCUGACAACAACGAGGUGUGCCAGCAACAGGAACCACGAGCCCCCCAACUGGUCAAUCAGCCGCCCAAACCAAGCAACCAACCAGCCUGCCAACAUACCAGCCAACAACCCUGUCUGGCUCUACUGCCACCUAGCGGCUUGGGCCGCUUAGAAAAUAUAUAUAUAUAUAUAUAUACAACACCUCUACUGCCCGCCUCCGACCGGCCAACCUGUAACUGCCUCUUCACCCCUCUGCCCCUGAUCCUCUCACUUCUCUCUGCCCCGUUUCCUUCAUUGCUGUCACUUUAGUCCCGCCCCAUUGCUUAACUGCAAACACACACACACACGCUUAUAUGUGUACACACACAUUUACCCUGCCUGCAUUGGUGUAUUUUGUAAAAAUGAAAGAAAUCAUACAGAAGUUUAAAACUUUAAAACGUGAGACAUCGUUGUAAAAAAAAAGAAUUAAAAAAAAGAGUUGUUCAAAUAAAGCUACUGAGAGGUUUUUGAUGUUUAUCUGACUAAUCCAGUGAGUAUGUGUGUAUAAAUAUUGGAUGGAGACAAAAAAAAAAAAUGCUUGGAUUGAUUUAAAAAGAAAAAAAGGAACACAAUGUGUCUUGGUUUUCAUUGAUGUUAUUUCUAAUCCUUUGAUGUACUUCUUUUUCUUUUUUGUACUUUUUUGGGAUUUCGAACCGUAAACAAAACAAACAUGAUUCAGACCGUUGUUGAAAUAAAAACCUUUUUAACAU
Molecule: messenger RNA, 4847 nt
Organism: Cynoglossus semilaevis (tongue sole)
Lineage: Eukaryota; Metazoa; Chordata; Actinopteri; Pleuronectiformes; Cynoglossidae
Gene: cspg5a
Product: chondroitin sulfate proteoglycan 5a
Exons: 9
Coding region: 2456-4090 (544 amino acids)
Biological process (GO): cell projection morphogenesis
Cellular component (GO): synapse
Source: RefSeq, a predicted model, not a curated record